AUGGCUCAAGCUCUCACCGAUAUAGACUUAUCAAACUACGAUAUCGUCUUGACAAAUCAAAGGCUAGAUCCCUCAUCUGUGCCCACCAGUACUCAGGUCCACCUGGAGGUAUUGGCGAAAGUACGCCGCCUUACCCUUGACGGUGCCGCCGCCUUGGCCGUCUUUACAACCACGCCAUCCUCGGAAUUUGAGCCGUUUCCUUACAACCCAGAGCCAGCCACUCCCCACGCUGGAGGCAACACUGCCCGGGGCGAUGGAGUAGGUGUGGGCAGAGACGCUGCCGAAGGACAACGCGCUGCUGCAGAAGGCGCCACUAAGGAGAACGACAGCGGUGUCGGUCCUCAGCACGACGAUGAUCUCGGCGCGAACCCCGCGUCGCUCAACGGUAGCGCUGUACAGGGAACGAUACGGCUUUCAUUUCAAUCGGACGAACAAUUCUGGGAUAUGAUGAGUCGCAGGGCCUGCGAAUACAUAGAAUGCAGUCCGGCGAAGUUCAGGGAGGCCAAGGAAGUAUACAUCGUCAAGAUGGCGACUCCAGGUAGCUGGGUCAUUACCUUGUUUGUGCGCAAGGAAGUGGAGGGACGCGCUGUGAGCCACCUCGUCAACCCUAUUCUGGCUCAUACGCCGCUCUGA
This is a messenger RNA of Fomitopsis serialis, 633 nucleotides long. RefSeq lists its product as uncharacterized. The transcript has 4 exons. The coding region runs from base 1 to 633 and encodes 210 amino acids. The record is from RefSeq and is a predicted model, not a curated record. Lineage: Eukaryota; Fungi; Basidiomycota; Agaricomycetes; Polyporales; Fomitopsidaceae.